This is a messenger RNA of Sinocyclocheilus rhinocerous, 1899 nucleotides long. RefSeq names its product rho-related GTP-binding protein Rho6-like. Gene Ontology annotation, molecular function: GTPase activity; GTP binding. Gene Ontology annotation, biological process: small GTPase-mediated signal transduction. The record is from RefSeq and is a predicted model, not a curated record. The annotation marks the transcript as partial. The transcript has 2 exons. Lineage: Eukaryota; Metazoa; Chordata; Actinopteri; Cypriniformes; Cyprinidae.
UGGAAAGCCGAAAUCAUGGAUUUCUGCCCCAGUACUCGAAUAAUCCUAGUCGGCUGCAAGACAGACCUGAGAACAGAUGUUUGCACACUGAUGGAGCUGUCCAAUCAGAGACUGACACCCAUCUCCCAUGAGCAGGGCACCUUAUUGGCAAAGCAGGUAGGAGCAGAGGUGUACCUAGAGUGCUCUGCAUUCACAUCGGAGAAGAGCAUCCACAGUGUGUUCCGCUCAGCGGCACUAACAUGCCUCAACAAACUGCAGCCCCCCAUAAAGCAAAGCCCCACUCGCCGGCUGUCCAAACGUCUCCUUCACCUGCCCAGCAAAGCAGAGCUCCUGACCUCCUCCUUCAGCAAGGAGAGAACCAAGAGCUGUUCCAUCAUGUGAGCUCCAUGUGUGCCACUCCAGUUCCAGAAAAAAAAGAAAAAAAAAAGAUAUUUUCGCUCUUCGAAAGGGUUGGUUGGGGGUAGGGGGGUUUGAGAGGAGAAGGUCAUGACCCCUCCCUCUCUCUACACUUAUGUUGUUGUUCUUCCAUUCUGACACCCCACCUGCAAACACACUCAUCCCUAUGACAAAGAGCUGCUGCCAUUGUUCAAGGUUUUCGGCUAUUACACAUCCUAGUAUCGAUUGAGUUCCCUUUACUAGCAUCUGGCUUUACAUGAACUGCAUUUUGUAUCAAUGAUCAAUCAGUCAGACAAAGAAGGAAAUGCCGUGAAUAUUGGACACUGUGGGAUAUUUUUGUGGGUAGUCUUAUUUGUUAGCGUGCAUACAUGUAUGGGAAUGUGGGAUGAGCUGUGAACGUAAUUUAAUAUUUAAAGGAAGAGGAUGUGUUUCUGUUACACAGUACGCACUUUAGUGAAUAUGGACGCGAUUGUUGAAUGGAAAGUGAGAGAAUGAUUGAAUACAGGUUGGCAUUAGUUGCUGUUUCAAUACAGAAUUAUGCUUUACUUGUAUUAGCUAAAGUCUCUGGCACUGAUCUACGAUGUGAGAUCUCAUGCAAGCAUAAGGUGAGGAGCCAAACAAGAUUUUAUGUCCUCCUGAAAAAGGCAGACAGUGUUAUAAAUCUGCUAGAUGAAGCAUCCAAUCACAUUUGUACAAUCCAGAUGGAUUGGACAUGCUGACACACUCUUUCACUCUCUCUCUCUCUCAUCUCUACUGUAGUCCUUCUUGAGCUUUCUGCCCUUAGAAAAUGGGUCAUAAAUUCCAGCCAAUGAGGAGAAGCCCAGCAUUGCCAAGGCCAUUUCUCAGUAUAGAGCAGGAGUUAUUGCCACAAAGACCCCUUCCAGAUGUUCCAAGCGUUCUUUUUUAGAAAACAAGAUCUUUUAUUGAAAUAAUUUUAGAGAUGGACUGGAAAGGUCAUGAGGGGGAUUACUAAGGGAUAUUGCAGUCCACCAAAACAAUGUUGAUCAAUGUUGUAUAAGCAAGAAGAUAAUUUGAAUGUUCCAGUUGACUUUUCUUUUAAAGUAAUCUUAAAAUCUGCCACAACACCUAAUUUUCAAUAACAUGCCUGUAAAGAGCCGACUUCUCUUGUCAUGUGGUGAAGUUACUGGUUAUUCUCAUGGCUGGAUUUAGAUUGCAUUAUAAUUUCAGUGAUUCUCAUGCAUUCGGUCAGAUCACUGUCACAGAGGACUCUCCUCUCAUGCUAAGCCUCAUUCUGGUAAUCUCGGUCUUAAAUCCCACUACCCCUGGUUGUGUAAUACUUAAUCAUAAAACAACUAAAUCCUCACUUUGGGCUUAUAAAUGGCCAAGUAGAAAUGAACUGAGAAGCCAGAUGAGACAGCAUUACGAAGAAUCUGACCUCAGAAUAACUUCCAACUAAAGUAGUUCAUCAAAUUUAAUAUGAUCAAAGAAAUGGUUUGGGAAAUAAUUUACACUACCGUUCAAAAGUUUGGGGUCAGUAAAAGC